AUGUUUGUCGGAUGGGAACAUGGAGAAGGCUAUAAUUUUCAGUCCCUGCAUCUCUGUGGAACCAUGACCUCCAUGAGACACGCCCACACCACUCUCUACACAUACCUGGAUGACCCCAUAGUGACAGUGCACCAGAGCAUCGGCGAGGCCAAAGAACAGUUCUACUAUGAGCGCACGGUCUUUCUGCGCUGCGUGGCAAACUCCAACCCUCCGGUGCGCUACAGCUGGCACCGCGGCCGCGAAGUCCUCACGCAGGGAUCGGACAAGGGCGUGGAAAUCUACGAGCCGUUCUUCACACAGGGGGAGACAAAGAUCCUGAAACUGAAGAACCUCCGGCCCCAGGACUACGCCAACUACAGCUGCAUCUCCUCAGUGCGCAACGUGUGCGGGAUCCCGGACCGCAGCGUCAUCUUCCGACUCACCAACAAGACCGCGUCUCCGUCCAUCAAGCUGUUGGUAGAAGACCCGAUCGUAGUAAACCCCGGGCAGACCGUGUCCCUGGUCUGCAUCACCACAGGAGGAGAGCCGCCCCCCCUGCUCACCUGGGUCACAGCCAACGACACCCUGCCCCAGCGGAGCCAGGUGAAGGGCGGGACUCUGACCCUGCCGGCCAUCAGCUCAGAGGAAGCAGGAGUCUACAGCUGUGUGGCCAGUAACAACGUGGGGAACCCAGCCAAGAAGUCAACCACCAUAGUCGUCAGAUUUUUUGUUCGGUAA
This is a messenger RNA of Knipowitschia caucasica, 717 nucleotides long. NCBI's taxonomy places the organism in Eukaryota, Metazoa, Chordata, Actinopteri, Gobiiformes, Gobiidae. The record is from the annotation of a GenBank genome assembly.